AUGACGGACACGCGGCGAAGGGUCAAAGUGUACACCCUGAACGAAGACCGGCAGUGGGACGACCGCGGGACCGGGCACGUCUCCUCGGGAUAUGUGGAGAGGCUGAGAGGCACGUCCCUGCUGGUGCGGGCGGAGAGCGAUGGUUCUCUUCUGCUGGAGUCUAAAAUCAACCCCAACACGGCCUACCAGAAACAACAGGACACGUUGAUCGUUUGGUGCGAGGCUGAGAACUAUGACUUGGCGCUGAGCUUUCAGGAGAAGGCCGGAUGUGACGAGAUCUGGGAGAAAAUCUGCCAGGUGCAGGGGAAGGACCCGUCGGUGGAGAUCACUCAGGAUGUGGUGGACGAGUCUGAGGAGGAGCGCUUUGACGACAUGUCUUCUCCGGGUCUGGAGCUGCCGCCGUGUGAGCUGAGCCGCCUGGAGGACCUGGCGGAGCUGGUGGCCUCGUCCUUGCCUUCGCCGCUCAGGAGGGAGAAGCUGGCUCUGGCCGUGGAGAACGAGAACUACAUCCGCAAACUUCUGGAGCUGUUCAGAGUGUGCGAGGACCUGGAGAACCGUGAGGGCCUGCACCAUCUGUACGAGAUCAUCAAAGGCAUCUUCCUGCUCAACCGCACGGCGCUCUUUGAGGUCAUGUUCUCGGAGGAGUGCAUCAUGGACGUGAUCGGCUGCUUGGAGUUCGACCCCUCGCUGCAGCAGCCGCGGCCGCACAGAGACUUCCUGACUAAGACGGCGCGCUUCAAGGAGGUCAUCCCCAUCUCUGACCCCGAGCUGCGGCAGAAGAUCCACCAGACGUACCGCGUGCAGUACAUCCAGGACAUGGUGCUGCCCACGCCCUCCGUGUUCGAGGAGAACAUGCUCUCCACUCUGCACUCCUUCAUCUUCUUCAACAAGGUGGAGAUAGUGGGCAUGCUGCAGGACGACGAGAAGUUUCUGAAAGACCUUUUUGCACAGCUGACCGACGAGGCCACAGAGGACGACAAACGCCACGAACUGGUGAACUUCCUGAAAGAGUUCUGCGCUUUCUCCCAAACGCUACAACCUCAGAAUCGCGACGCCUUCUUCAAGACCUUAUCCAACAUGGGCAUCCUGCAGUCGCUAGAGGUCAUCCUGGGCAUGGAUGACGUCCUGGUGCGAGGGGCAGCUACAGACAUCUUCUCGUACCUGGUGGAGUACAACCCGUCGAUGGUGCGAGAGUUCGUGAUGCAGGAGCCUCAGCAGAACAAUGAUGACAUCCUGCUCAUCAACCUGAUCAUCGAGCACAUGAUCUGUGACACAGACCCAGAGCUAGGGGGCGCUGUGCAGCUCAUGGGGCUCCUGCGGACACUGGUGGAUCCAGAGAACAUGCUAGCCACGGCUAACAAAACUGAGAAGACAGAGUUCCUGAGUUUCUUCUAUAAGCACUGUAUGCAUGUUCUCUCCGCGCCGCUGCUAGCUAACACCACGGAGGACACGCCUAGCAAAGACGACUUUCAGACGUCUCAGCUGCUGGCGCUGAUCCUGGAGCUGCUGACCUUCUGCGUGGAGCACCACACGUACCACAUCAAGAACUACAUCAUCAACAAAGACAUCCUGCGGCGGGUGCUGGUGCUCACGGCGUCCCAGCAUGCCUUUCUCGCUCUGUGUGCGCUGCGGUUCAUGCGGAGAAUCAUCGGACUCAAAGACGAGUUCUACAACCGCUACAUCAUGAGGAACUUCCUGUUUGAGCCGGUUGUCAAGGCUUUUCUGAACAACGGCUCGCGCUACAACCUCAUGAACUCGGCCAUCAUCGAGAUGUUCGAAUAUGUGCGCGUGGAGGACAUACAAGUCUCUCACCGGCACACGACGUGUACCUACUUGCAAAGCAGGAAGUGA
Molecule: messenger RNA, 1851 nt
Organism: Knipowitschia caucasica
Lineage: Eukaryota; Metazoa; Chordata; Actinopteri; Gobiiformes; Gobiidae
Source: the annotation of a GenBank genome assembly